Messenger RNA from Dryobates pubescens (Downy woodpecker), 1326 nucleotides. It is a transcript of the gene TIA1, whose product is annotated as TIA1 cytotoxic granule associated RNA binding protein. Gene Ontology annotation, molecular function: mRNA binding. Gene Ontology annotation, biological process: nuclear-transcribed mRNA catabolic process, nonsense-mediated decay; cytoplasmic stress granule assembly; regulation of mRNA stability. The record is from RefSeq and is a predicted model, not a curated record. The transcript has 12 exons. NCBI's taxonomy places the organism in Eukaryota, Metazoa, Chordata, Aves, Piciformes, Picidae. Gene Ontology annotation, cellular component: cytoplasmic stress granule. The coding region runs from base 148 to 1254 and encodes 368 amino acids.
CGCCAUCUUGCGAGGAGCGCCCCGCUCAUUGUCCGCCGCUCGGGCUCGGCGGGGCCGGCCGCGCUCGGGCUGCCCAAGGCGUUGAACGGGGCCUCGGGGCCGGCUCGGAUUGAAGAGCCGGGGCUGGGCGGGGGCGGCAGCGGCGCCAUGGAGGAUGAAAUGCCCAAGACCCUGUACGUGGGGAACCUGUCCAGAGAUGUGACCGAAGCUCUCAUCCUGCAGCUCUUCAGCCAGAUUGGACCCUGCAAAAACUGCAAAAUGAUCAUGGAUACAGCUGGCAACGAUCCCUACUGCUUCGUGGAGUUCUACGAGCACCGGCACGCGGCGGCCGCGCUGGCUGCCAUGAACGGCCGGAAGAUAAUGGGUAAGGAGGUCAAAGUCAACUGGGCGACCACCCCCAGCAGCCAGAAGAAAGACACCAGCAACCAUUUCCAUGUCUUUGUUGGAGACCUCAGCCCAGAGAUCACCACCGAAGACAUCAAAGCAGCCUUCGCGCCCUUCGGCAGGAUAUCAGACGCCCGGGUGGUGAAGGACAUGGCCACAGGGAAGUCCAAGGGCUAUGGCUUUGUCUCCUUCUUCAAUAAGUGGGAUGCAGAGAAUGCCAUCCAGCAGAUGGGUGGCCAGUGGCUUGGGGGAAGGCAAAUCAGAACCAACUGGGCCACCAGGAAACCUCCAGCUCCAAAGAGCACAUUUGAAACCAACACCAAACAGCUCUCCUACGAGGAGGUGGUCAACCAGUCCAGCCCCAGCAACUGCACGGUGUACUGCGGGGGAGUGACGUCAGGGCUCACAGAGCAGCUCAUGCGCCAGACCUUCUCCCCCUUUGGGCAGAUCAUGGAGAUCAGAGUCUUCCCGGACAAAGGCUACUCCUUCGUCAGGUUUAACUCCCACGAGAGCGCCGCUCACGCCAUCGUCUCCGUCAACGGGACCACUAUAGAAGGUCACAUUGUGAAGUGCUACUGGGGCAAGGAGACACCAGACAUGAUCAGUCCUGUCCAGCAGAGCCAGAUCAGCUACCCUCCGGCCUAUGGGCAGUGGGGGCAGUGGUAUGGCAGUGCCCAGCUCGGCCAGUAUGUGCCCAACGGCUGGCAGGUGCCUGCCUACGGCGUGUAUGGGCAGGCCUGGAACCAGCAGGGCUUCAACCAAACACAGUCCUCGGCGGCGUGGAUGGGCACCGGCUACGGAGUGCAGCCCCCGCAGGGCCAGAACGGGAGCGUGGCCGGGUACCGGGUGGCGGGCUUCGAGACACCGUGAGGGGGAGCAAAGCCCCAGCUGGGGAUCUCCACCUUUCUAAUUUAUUGCAGAGAAACAAACAAACAAACAACA